CACUGUUCUGUUCUGUGGAAAGUUACCCUCCGUCUACAAUCCAGUGGUAUUAUAAAGCUAACAACACAGUCCUACUGACCACCCCGGACGUACUGGACAGCACCUACACCCUGGCUACCGCUAGCUGUCUAGACACAGGAGUCUAUACCUGUUCUGCACGGAAUAGUGUCGAUAAUAUAGAUGUUACCAGGGAUAUAUAUAUCAACGUUUUGUGUCAACCACGCCAAGAUCACAGAGUGGAGACUAACUACAGUUUUGGUUUAGCCACUUCCGAAACCUUAACUAUUCCUGCCAAUUUUCUCUCCAACCCAAUGCCAUCAUUCAGCUGGACAUUCCAAACCUCCCCAGUGUCACCUGCAACAACACUUGCUAAUGGGAGUGAAAACUUUGCGAUACAUAAUACCUUUGCCAUGAAGAACCUGUCUUCAUUGUCAGUGGGAACACGAUUAACUAUAAAAGUGGACUGGUUUGGAGUGUACAAUGUCACAGCAACAAACAGUCAGGGCAGUGAAACUAUCAGCUUUUCAGCUGUGGCCAAAGGAAAACCAGACCUUCCAAAGGAUGGAAAAGUUAUUUGCCCUUACCAAGACCGUGCUAUCCUAAGCUGGAGUCCAGCGUUCAAUGGGGGAUCUACCCAGACAUUUGCUGUGGGGAUAAAGAUUCAUCAGGAUGACAGUUUUAUAAUUGAUAAAAGCCUGAAUAAUUUAAAUGAUCCAGGGCCUCGGCAAAUCAUCAACAUUACAGUAUCAGGUCUGACAUCUGAUACACAGCAUUUUUUUAUGGUAUAUGCUAGGAAUGACUUUGGCAACUCAACAUUUGAGGAGGAAAUCAACUGUACAACUAAAGCUGAGCCUGCCCCUGAAAGCUCUCAUUUAGGACCAAUAAUUGGAGGAGUGGUUGGAUCGAUAGUAGCAAUCAUCGCAGUGAUUGUUAUCAUCAUCAUUGUCAAAGCAAAAAGAAGGAAGUCGGGAAGGAAAAGAAAAGAUGACGACACUGAAAUGAUCACAAGUAAGAAACGAUCAGCAGUGGAUGACAGUACAG
This is a messenger RNA of Mizuhopecten yessoensis (Yesso scallop), 1041 nucleotides long. RefSeq names its product nephrin-like. The transcript has 6 exons. Gene Ontology annotation, molecular function: protein binding. The record is from RefSeq and is a predicted model, not a curated record. Lineage: Eukaryota; Metazoa; Mollusca; Bivalvia; Pectinida; Pectinidae. The annotation marks the transcript as partial.